Molecule: messenger RNA, 10076 nt
Organism: Diabrotica balteata
Lineage: Eukaryota; Metazoa; Arthropoda; Insecta; Coleoptera; Chrysomelidae
Source: the annotation of a GenBank genome assembly
AUGAUAUGGUGCAAGUUGUCAAUAAAUUGAUUUUACUAACAUUUUAAUGUUAUAGGAAGAAUUAUUUGAUGUUAAAAAAAGUGUGCAAAUAUGUGUAAUUGUAUAUAUCAAAAUAUUUAAGAUGAAUCUACAUCAAAUUGUUAGUGGUGCCUGCAAUGCUGGCGAUAAAUGCUUCGCUGUUGGUUCAGUUGAAGGUGUUCCUUUUACUGCAUAUGCAGCAGGUUGUAACAUAGUUAUUCUUGCCUCAAACUUUGAAAGAGUGCAGAUAAUACCAGGUGCCAUACAUGACUACAUAAGGAUAACAUCUAUAGAUUGUUCUAGUGAUACUGGAAAGAUUGCUGCUUCCUAUGAUGAUGUUGUUUGUAUAUACGAACCAACACCCCUAAUCCAUAACAAUUCUUUACAUAGGGCUAGUUUAAAGCUGACUACAAAUAUUAAGGGUUUAGAUUAUAGGUGGGUACAAACCGGUACCUUAAAAACUGAUUCUGCAACACGUGCAUUAAGUUGGAACUUGGAAGGUACCCGUUUAUUAACAGCUGGCACUUAUGUCCAAUUGUGGCAUUUAAAAUCACAGGCAGACGAAGAUAUUAAGCAAACAUCCGUAACAUUUACUCUAGGAGGAGGUCAUCAAGAUGGUGAUGAUCCCCACGAUGAACCUGAUAAACCACAAGAGCAAGAACAAACUUCAUGGCAAUGCGUUUGGAAAGCUAAUACUGCCAUUCCUGUCCAACAUUUGGCAUUUAGUCCUGAUGGUACUCUUUUCGCAACUUGUGGAGAAAAUGAUAGACUUGUUAAAAUUUGGUAUGAAAAUAGGCAUGUGCUCUUUACAUCAAAAAGCAUGGAAGGACCUCUGGAAUUGGACUAUAGUUUUGUAUACAUUGCUCAUCCAAGAGCUGUGACUCAUAUUUCUUGGAGGACUACUAGUAAAUAUAUGCCCAAGGGAUCAGUAUCAAACAUGUUGGUAACUUCUUGCAAAGACAACAUCUGUCGCUUGUGGGUGGAAACCGUUUUACCAGAAGAUGGCUUGGUCAAUUUAUCUCAACUAGACCCACAGGCACACCAUCCCAAAUUUAGAACCCACAGACACAAACAUCGAUUUAUGCAACGCCUCAAACAUAUGAAGACCUGCUUUCACAUACGACGCAACGCAAAAGAUCAGGGACAUGGUAAAGGCUAUACAUCUCCACUUAUACCAACGUUACCAUCUACAUACAGCGUUCACGAUUUUCAUUCCUAUGGAUAUCAUGGCACAGGUAUAACUCCUGGUCUACAUUUUCAUCUGGCUGCGUCGGUGAAUGCUGAAACCGACAUACCACUUGUUCCAAGCAUUAACUACUGCAGUCCAAAACCGGCGUUUGUUCUUCACUGGCUGGACAAUAAAGAAAUGCAAUUCAGUCUGCAAGCAGAAUUGUUUUUAGAAGAAUUCGCCAGACCUGUAGUAGAUAAUCCAGAUUCAGAGGAGACUGAAGAACAUGCGAUGGAAUCUGGUGGAUCAGACGGGGUUGAUGUACGAAUCGAAAGUUUCCUUAGAGAUUGGCAUCACAGUCCUGACUUGUUAUUUAGUAUUCAUCCGGUCGAUGGAAGCUUUCUAAUUUGGGUGGUAGAAUGGUUGGACGAAUUUCAUCCGGGUUCAUUCAGACAAGCUCAAGUGUCAUUUUCUACUCGCAUACCAUCUGCUUUUCCACUGGGUGACUCUAUGAGUAUGUCAACGACUGUUAGUCUUUAUAAUACUACACCUCUACUUAAACAUUUGGUCAAGGAUGCCAUUCAUAAAGACGUUAUUUACGAUAGGAAUCUAACGAGUGUAAAGGAAGAAGACGAAAAUAAGUCGCAAAAAGAUGUUUUACUACCGCCCGCAGAAGAUCAAAACGAAGCCACCCCUGUAGUUUCAUUAGUAACGAAACACGACAACGGCACUCUAAACUUGUGGCAAAUAACUUUUGCCGACAAAAGCAAGUUCAGUCAAGUAUUAAGUAUUGGAUAUAAGAGUAGAGCCUCUGGUCAUAGGUUUAGAGUAAACGAUAUUACUUGUCAUCCUGUAUUACCGCUGCUACUGACCACAAGCCAUCACAACAUCAUUGAAGAGAAGUCCAAAGAACACAACAAAACGGGUUUCUGCAGCGAACUUAUUCUAUGGAAAGUGGAUGCGGUAGGCCCUUUAUCGAAAUCUGGUGGAAUAUGUGAACUGGCUAGAAUCAGCUCACCGGAACCGUCAGCUUUCAGUAACGUAGCAUGGAUACCAACACUGCUUCCCUCCACUACACUAGGCAAUCUUUCGAAUUCUCCUAGCGCAUGCUUUGUAGCUUCAGACGGCCAAUGUCUCAGAGUUUAUCAAGCAGUUAUUGAUGCCAGGACCCUAUUAGCCGAUUUAUCUUUCAAAGAAAACAGAAAGUACGAUGAAAGCGAUGGUUUGUCGGAUUUGUCGUCAUUUAAUCAAGAGAGUCUUCUAGAAAAUAUUAAUAUUGUAUCUCAACAGAGUACUUCGAGGCCUGGAUGUAUUAUACAAUUGGAAACUGUAUCCGAAGCUAUAAAAUGGCAAAACACUACGUUCCUUCAUGUCUAUCAAGAACAACUUAUUACUGGUCAGAAAAGUACUCCUAUUAACCUAUCUGGAAAUGACGCUAUGGUUGACCUUCAACAAGCUUCGGUGUUCAAAGAACCAUUCUUUAUAGUCCUCUUAGACUGUACAGAUCAAAAUACCAUUAUACAUAUGUGGAAAUUAAUCAUUUCGUCAACCGACACCGAAUACUCCCUCACUAGUAGCCAGAUGUAUGUACCAGAUUCUGUUUUGGUUCAAGAUGAGAAUGAUCUGUCCAGAAAGAAUAGCUUGGAGUCGUUGCAUCUAAAACCCUCGAAGGUCAGCCCUCAUAUCAAUCUAACAGUCACUAGAGAAAUCAAACAAAUAUUACCCCUCUCAGAUGGUGUAGAAAUAGUCCAUGCUACUCCAGCUGCGGGUCACUUGAGUUCUGCUUCCAUCUACCCUGCCUGUUUGGCCCCCUACUGUUUUGCUACUGCGUGCACAGAUGGAAUCAUCAGAUUUUGGACAGUUUCAACCAAUCCGAAACAAGUAAAAGACUUAAGCCAUUUGAUGUUGGAAGAGGAUGGGUCGAUAGUUAAUACUGGGCAAGUCUGGAGCGAAUGGAACAUGAUUAAGGAGUCCGCUAUUGAAAUAGAGGGACAGGUACUAAACAUUAGUGUUGCUUAUUCUGGAAGACUUGCUUGUGCUUACAAAUAUGGAAAGAGCUUUACCAGGCCUAAUAAAAGCGAUCAAGAUUCCAGAUUCAUCAAUUUAUGUGUUGCUAUAUACGAAUGUGAAUCAACUGGAGGUAGCGAGUGGAUCUUGGAAGACGUAAUUCAUCUCAAAAAUAUACAUCUUCCACGUAUCGAUAUUAAUAAACAUCUAGAUUUGAGCUAUUUAUACGAUUCUAAAACGUUAAAGAAAAAACAAAGAAUUAAUGAAGUGUUGCAUACAUUUGCUGGAGAUGAUAGGCAAACUUUAGCUACCGAACCUUGCAUUAAAUCAACAUUACUGGCUGUACCAAGCUUUACUACAUUACAAUCUUUGAGAAAAUCUAUUUCUGAAAAGGGUAAUAUAUGUCCUUUAACACAGAAACAUAUUGUGCAGUUAGAUUGGGUUUCAAAUGAAGAUGGAUCGCAUAUUUUAACAGUAGCAGUUGGUAGCAAGAUAAUGCUGUACACUCCUCUCUCCACGGACUUAGCACAAGCCAACGUCAAGGCUAUGAAAGAAAGUCUAAACAAUUACAGACCGAUUUUGAGGAAAGCCAGUUCUUUGGCUCAACCUAUGUUCGUUGAUGAUUUCAAGUGGAUGACUUUAAGGAAAAUCGAACUGCAAACUGCAGAUGGCUUACCUGCAUUACCUAUGCAGAUUAGUUGGGUGAGAGAUGGUAUUUUGGUGGUUGGUAUGGAUUCAGAGAUGCACGUUUAUACGCAAUGGAAGCCUCAGAAUCCUAAUUUACAAAAUCAAGUUAGCGAAGUCGAUGGAAAGAAUGGACGAGAUGUCGAUUUUCGAACUUUAACUCAAGAGAACCAGAAAAAACUAGCAUCUGUACCUACUCUUGGAAGAAUAAGUUCAGUAAACUUGCAAAUUCUUGACAGGAAAAGAAACAAGGAACAGAAUGUUGAUUAUAUGCCAGAUUAUGGAUUAUUCGAGGCUUCUCGAAUAGCUUGUCCAGUUUUGCCACAGUAUCAUCCUAAACAACUUAUGGAAUUGUUGAAUUCUGGAAAAAUAAGGUGGGUAAAAGCAAUUUUGGCCCACUUAGUCAAAUGCAUAGGUGGUAACCAAGACCCAUCAGAAGAAAUACAAGGUUGGACACGUAGUCGAACUCUAUCCGUCAGUUACCCACCAGGAAGUCCUGAACAUAGAACCAGCAUCGGUGAAAUCAACUUGGACUAUGAUGAAAUCAACAAUAUUCCACCUCUGCCAUUGUGGACUCUUCUAGCCGCUGAUAAAGAGUCAUCUACCAGCCAAGAAGAACAGAAAGAUUACAAUGAGUUAUUUGAUAGUAAUGUUGCAAUGGAGGAAAGUUUGGAAAACUUGUUGGAAGAUCAGGAGGACCAGCGUAGACCGUCAGAAAGAAAUGUGGGUGUUACGCAUUUUACUCCAAAGCAAGGGAGGAUAUUAUCCAGACUUUUAACGCACAUUCAUUUACCAGGUUUGUCGAGUUUGGACCAAAUGCAUCUUUUGGCGCUGGCUGAUACUGUAGCAACAUGCAAUACGGAUUUGGCUGAAAGAUUUGCAAUCGACGCUGCAAAAUCAGCUAUGAUUAAAGAAAAUUUAAUCGGACAAAAUGAAGAAUUGAUGACUGACAAUUUGGAUGAUUGCGGUUUAAGAUUUUUGUUGGCCAUGAAGCAUUAUGGAUAUUUACUAAGAUGUCUUCCAUUGGCUCAAAGGACACAGUUCCAAAAGCAAGGUGUUGGCAACAACAAUUUAGCAUGGGCCUACCAUUCAGAAAGCCAAGAAGAACUAUUAAAUCUAAUUCCUAGCUAUGCGAAGGGAGAACCCACUUGGCCGCAACUAAGGGAACUUGGAGUCGGAUGGUGGAUAAGAAAUUUAAAUUUGCUAAAAACUUCUGUUCAAGUACUUGCUAAAGCCUCUUUUCAAGUUAAUCAAGACCCAAUGGAUGCGGCUUUAUAUUAUUUAGCUUUGAAUAAGAAGAAUCUUCUGUGGGGAUUGUACAGAUCCAAAAGAGAUGAUCGAAUGACUGCCUUCUUUUCUAACAAUUUCACCGAAGAUAGAUGGCGCAAGGCAGCUCUUAAAAAUGCAUAUGCUCUUUUGGGAAAACAACGAUUCGAUCAUGCAGCUGCGUUUUUCUUGUUAGCUGGAAAUCUGAAAGAUGCUGUAGAAAUAUGUCUUCAUCGAUUGCAAGACUUGCAAUUAGCUCUCAUCAUCGUUAGAAUUUACCAGGGAGAUGGCGAAUACCUAAAGAAAUUAUUAUACCAAGAAAUAUUAGGACGUGACGAAAAUGGAGAAAACCAAGAUAUGACUAAAGCACAUCCAGACCCCUUCUUACGGUCAAUGGCUCUGUGGACACUGAAAGAGUAUCAGCCCUCCUUAGAUACUUUGUUGGUAGGUAACGCUGGUACCCAACAUCCUGCUCACGAUGAAGAAGCUCGAGAAACGAAAGAGGCAGAUCCGAAUGUAUUUAACUUUUACGUGUACCUUAGAACUCAUCCUCUUCUAGUUCGGCAACAUUUGUCCAACUAUGGUAAAAGAAAGGUAUGGAUGCCAGGUGGUAAACAAAUUGUCGUAGACGAAUGGGUUACGCCUUUGGAGAGACAGUUAUAUUUUGCUACUGCCCACGGACAUUUUAGAGCCGGUUGUCCCGCUCUAGCUCUUGAAGUUUUAUCGAAACUUCCGUUUGUUGUAUCUGAGAAACCUAAACAGCAAUCAGCCGAAUCCAGUAAGUGUAAUGUUCAGGAUAAUUCAACUAUUGCUACUGGAACCGUUACAUCAUGGGAUAGUAAACCUCAGCUUAGUUCUGAUAUUGACUGGGGGGCUCCUGUCACCGGAUCCGGGGUUAAAACUGACGAUUUCGAAUUAAAAUGGAGUGAUGAUGAGCAUGAAGAGUCCGAAGAUUCUGAUGGAGGUUUAAGUAUGUCUAUUGGUAAGAAAAAAGAGGAAGAAAAGGAGGAUGAAGUAAUAGACGAUACGGACGAUAAAGAUAACGAAGAAGAAAAACAACAGCACAUCGAUAUCAUGGCACAACAGUUGAAGUUUGUAGCAUGUUUGAAGAUUUUAAUGGAAGAGCUUUCCACCUUAGCUACUGGAUUUGAAGUUGACGGAGGCCAAUUGAGGUACCAGCUUUAUAUGUGGUUGGAAAAGGAAGUAGAAGCUCUUAGAGAACUGUGCAAUUAUACUUCGUCAAAUGUAUCAAAUAUGCCAGAUAUAGAACAAAGUCCGGAACCUGAAAACAUUGCCAGCGUUGAUGCUUCUGGUAAACCUACUCUUCAUGAGAUAUUAGUUCAAGAAAAACUCGAUUUCGAAGCCAAAGUGCAACGCGCAGCUAAGAGAAAGCGCUGGUUAAGAGCCAACGAAACUUUGUUACGCACCUUAUUAAGUUACUGUUCGCUUCACGGUGCUACUGGUGGCUUGGCAUCCGUACGAAUGGAGUUAAUGUUAUUGUUACAAGAACUGCAACAGGAAAAAACUCAUCAACAACUGCUUAGUCCACUUCCAUUCCCUACAAGUCUACCACUAUUAGCUGCCAGUGUUGCUAGUAGUAAAACUGUUGUUGCUGAUCCCAUCAGAUAUCUCCAGUGUUUGACGCAUGACAUGUUACAAACAUUGAUGGAAUUACAACAGCCACACACUGGACAGAAUCAGUUACUAGUCAUAAGAGAUCUAGCAAUAGCUUUAUCUGCUUGCAUUUAUCAAUCACUGUGUGAUUCAGAUACCUUCAAAAAUUCGUUGCAAGAAGCUCAGGAAAUCGGUGCUACAUUCUUAGUAGGUCGGAAGAGACGGAUAUCUGUUAACGAAGGCCAUUCUAUAAUAACCAUUCCAUCUAAGUGGCCGGGUGUUACGAGUUUGAGAUCUCUUCUCGCGAGGGAAAAGGACGACGACACUCCUAGGCUAACUGUUAUCCUCUGCGAAUCUUUUACAGCUGUAUAUCUGUCCUUAGUAUUGUAUGGACUGGUUACAUAUGAUUGUAUUAUUUUGUUCCACGUCAAUGCGCACAUAUUUGAUUCAGAUGUAUGGGGAAAAUUAUUUGGAGGAGGUAUCAAAAAGCUUCUACGCACAGCUAGUCUAGCCGGAAAUCCUCAUCACCCUCAGUAUCUUUCCCAACAAAGUGUCAAAACUCCUUCUACCGAUGAAACUAAUGGACCUGCCACAUGGCUGAGUAAACAAAGAGUCAAACUCAAUACCAAGCUUUUAGGUCAACAGCCGUCUAAAAUGAAGGAAGAUAAACCAACUUAUAGGGAGCAAUUUGUUCCUCCUGAAAUGAGUGUUUUGGCUUAUUUAUUACAAAAGCCUGCAACCAUUGAUUACAUUGAGGAAGUAGAAAGUGAUAUAGAAGAAGAAGACGAAGACGAGGAUGUAUUUGAUGCUCCUGUAACUAAAACCAUUAAAACAGUUAACAACGAGCAUUCAGAUCCUAACUCUUAUUCUUGGUUGGUGUUGCGAUUGGCUACCCUUAGAAUAGUUCAAAAUAAAAUCAACGAAUUUUUGGCAGUUGCUGGUUUGGAAACACCCGAACUACCAGUAGCGAGUCCAUUAAUUCACAGUAGUUUAAGAAAGUUGACGUGUUGGCAAGAAAGUUUAAAGAAGGAGCUUGAAAGCAGACAAACGCCGCCCGAGUAUAUACCUGGAUGUUUCGUUGAAAACUCGAAUGGUCCAGUUAUACAGAAGUAUAGGCAACUUUUGGAACCGCACAACACGCCGUUCAGUGGUAAAAGUUCAGCUGCAGCAGCUAGGCACCUCUGGACGUAUUUAGUUCGUCAAGAAUUGGUCCAAGAUAUAUUUAUAAGAGCUGUAUUUGGGAAAAGAAGAUCUUCUGGCGCUGUAGAAGAAAUUUUACCUCAUCCUGAACCGACUGUUUUAGAACCCGUCAGAAUUAUUCAUAAAGAACAAGAUUCGAUAUCUGCGUUCUCCUUAAACCAGGUAACCAGUGGUCUUAUAGCGAUUGCUACACCAAGAGAGCUUCAGGAAAUGGAUAUUUCACUUCUACUAGAGUUACCUGCGUGGUUAGAAGACGAGUGUGAACUGGACAUUCUCAAUUUCAACAAAGAGGUACCCGAUCCUACGGUUCCCCCAUUCUUAGUAAUUCAAAGUUCCACCGAUAAAGGAAAGGAUACACAACCGGGAAGUCCACAGGCGGGAACUGCUGGUCAGAGCGGAAGGGGAACUAGUGUUGUUCUCAAACACAAAAUCGAUGGUAUCAGAAGAAUCACAGCACAUCCAUUGUUACCUUUAUAUUUGACUGGAGGUCAAGAUGGUUCAGUACACUUAUGGGAAUGGGGUCACCAACAACCCGUUGCUGUACCCAGACCUCCUGGAACGUAUGCGAAAGUAACCAGAGUGAGAUUUUCUCAGCACGGCAAUAAGUUUGGUGUCGCAGAUUCCGAUGGAAACUUAAGUUUAUUCCAAGUGGGUUUGAGUGUUAAUGCUACAAGACCAUUUUUCACACUUCAGUGCCAUAAUAAGGGCAUCAGCGACUUUGUAUUUCUUGGUUCAUGCAGUCUUUUAGCUACAGCUGGCCACAGUUCCGAGAGUAAAAACGUCUGCAUUUGGGACUCAAUUCUUCCGCACGGAAAGGCGUUAGUAAUGCCGUUCACUUGCCACGAUCAAGGUGCCGGUAGUUUGGUAUUUGCCCCGCAGCACCAGGUUCUAAUAUCGGCUGGUAAAAAGGGUGACGUCUGUCUCAUCGACGUCCGAUCCAAGGCAAUAAGGCACAAAUUCUCUGCUCACGAAAGCGCUGUAAAAUGUAUAGCCAUCGACCCUCACGAAGACUAUUUCGCCACUGGAUCUGCCGAUGGAGAUAUUAAGAUCUGGGGUGUGACAGUUCCAAAUGUCCUUCUAUCUCUACCAGCAGAACAUGCUCGUAGUAGUUUCUUCAAGAACAUUGGUCAAGGAGUCACCCAGUUACACAUCGAUAAUCAUUCUCGAUUAUUUUCGUGCGGAGCUGAUGGUAGCAUGAAAGUCAGGCAAUUGCCAGAAAGGGAAUCCCUACAGAGUCAUCAUUAAAUUAAUAUAAAUGAGUGUUACUUUUAUCAAAUAUGAUGCCUACGUUAUUUCAGCCUAAACAAUAGUAAUGUAAGAAACAAUUACAGUUAUGUAUACUUAUAUUCAGAGUUUAUUCUAAUUUUAGACCUAUAUACGUCAUCACAAACGUCAUGUGACAAUAAAAUACCGAAUUCAAUCUAAUUGACUACAAAUUCUAGGUUUUCUGUACAAUUUUUGAUAAUUAUUUGUUGACUGGUUUAUCACUUUUCUUAAUUUUCAUAAUUCCUUGGUUUAUAGAAGUAGUACAUUCUUCUGUCUUUAUUUUAUCAUCGUUAUUUAGAUUCGAAAUUUCUUUUGCAAUUUUUAUUUUAAUCCAACUUAACCUAUGUACCUAUAUACCAUAUAUCUAUUAAAAUUGCAUCUGUUUUAUAAUUGUAUCGACCUGUUUUAAGUACUUCUUCGAGGCAUUGCCUCAGAUAAUUAUUCAUUCGAUCACUGAAAUUGAGCAGUCUUCUAGUUGUUGCUUGCAAAUUAUUAACAUCAAGAAAUGGGUAGUAAGAAGCUAAUGAGAAACAAAGAAAGUGCUUUGUUCAUAUUUUUUAAAAUAUUUUUAUAAUAUUUACAACAUAUUCAGUAUCUGUUAUGUAAGUAUUAAAAUAUCCUUCUCCUUUUUGGGUGAAACACUAAAUAAAUAUUUAAACAAUUUUAAGUGAUCAGCACUAAAUAAUGUCCAAAUAAUUGUUGUUGAACUUUAUUUAAAAAUAUAUCUAUUGUAUUAUUAGCUGUUGAACUGUAGUUACUAUGUAUAUCUAGUAAAUAAUAUAUUUAAAAAAUUUAAAUAUUGUAUGUACUUUAGAAUUGUAAAAUUUUAAAUAGAAUAAAUCAUAUAAUUAUU